AUGAACGGCAUCUGGAGGAGGCUGGCGUCCGUCGCGUGCCGAUCGGGGGGACGCGCCGCGGCGCUCGAGGCGUCCACCGCGGUCGCCUCGCUCAACCCUAGGACCGCCGCGGCGACGCUCGCGCUCCGUCGCGGAUCGUCGGGGUCCGAGCGUUGGCUCGAGGCGCGCGCCGCGGGUGGACUCGGCCGCGGGUUCGCCGCGCGGGGGUUCCGCACCGACGCCGCGCUCGCGUCGGACGCGGACGCGACGGGAGCUUCCGCCGGCGGCGGCAACGUGGACUACUACUCCGUGAAGCCCGCGAAGGGGAAAAACCGAUGGAGGCGCGCCCGGAAGAAGGCUGCGUUCAUCAAGGAACAGGCCCGCGCGCACAGGGAGAACAAGACGGCUCGCGCGGAGGAGAGGGAGGCUGAGCGGCUGCAGCGGUGGAGGGAGCAGGCGGAGGCGGCGCGCGCGUGGAGGGCGAUGAGGGAGGCGGAGGCUGUGAACAGAGCGGAGGCGGCGCUUCGAGAAAUCGUCGGCGGCGGCGGCGACGGGGAUGCGGGGGACGCCGCCCCGGGGGAGACGCGGGCGUGA
Micromonas commoda is the source of this 573-nucleotide messenger RNA. RefSeq lists its product with no specific name. The record is from RefSeq and is a predicted model, not a curated record. Lineage: Eukaryota; Viridiplantae; Chlorophyta; Mamiellophyceae; Mamiellales; Mamiellaceae. Bases 1 to 573 code for a protein of 190 amino acids. The transcript has a single exon.